AUGUCAAAUGUCGACGGAAAUUCGUCGCCUAAGGUACACGUGGAGACUCCGCCAAUGGCACCUUCUGCGCCGAGCGAGGACCACCGGACGCAAGCCACCAGUGGCGGCGGAAUAGGCAUAAUCCUGCGGCGGUGGAAGAGGGAGGACUUGAUGAAGAGAGGGUCAUUGGCACUGAGAGGGAUCUCUCUGCUUUUCUCUCUGAUUUCAUUCAUUGUCAUGGCCAGCAAUAAACACGGCGAUUGGAGAGAAUUCGAUAAAUAUGAAGAGUACAGGUAUUUGCUGGCUAUAGCGAUUUUGUCUAGUAUGUACACAGGAGCACAAGUGUUCCGUCAAAUGCAUGAAUUUUCUACUGCAAAACAAUUGCUUAAGCCAAGAAUGGCAGCUAUGAUUGACUUUUUUGGUGAUCAGAUCACUUCAUAUCUUUUGAUAUCAUCCGCAUCUUCAGCAGUUCCACUGACAAAUAGAAUGAGGGAAGGGGCAGACAAUAUAUUUACAGACGCUUCAGCUGCAGCCAUUAGCAUGUCUAUUUUUGCCUUCUUGUCUCUAGCAGUUUCAGCCGUCAUUUCUGGCUACAAACUAUCAACUCAACCUUAUAUAUGA
Sphenostylis stenocarpa is the source of this 600-nucleotide messenger RNA. Lineage: Eukaryota; Viridiplantae; Streptophyta; Magnoliopsida; Fabales; Fabaceae. The record is from the annotation of a GenBank genome assembly.